Pogona vitticeps (central bearded dragon) is the source of this 1366-nucleotide messenger RNA. It is a transcript of the gene PPP1R27, whose product is annotated as protein phosphatase 1 regulatory subunit 27. Gene Ontology annotation, molecular function: phosphatase binding. Lineage: Eukaryota; Metazoa; Chordata; Lepidosauria; Squamata; Agamidae. The record is from RefSeq and is a predicted model, not a curated record.
GGAGACACCGCUAGAAAUUGUCAGCCCUCUACAGAUCGCUGCCCUUGAAAGGAAGUCCUCAGGAAAACAGCGAGUCACUUCUUGAAGACAAGUGUUUGUAGGGGAAAGAAGAUUCUUUGAGUCAACACAUUUGUACUUCAGCACCUGAACAUCGUGUGUAGUCGUCUGGCUGCUGCCUACCUAUUUCUAUGCGUAGAGACUGUCUAUCCAUCGCCUUUCCUCAUUCAUCUCUUCCUCCCUCAUUUCCCCCUUCCACAAUGAAGUAUUAUUACCCAGACUCACGUCCCAGAUACAGGCGAUACACAAGAGGCCUAAAGACUGUCCGUUUCCCCAAUGACAUUCUUUUCCAAGACCACAUUCGGCAGGGUGACCUGGAACAGGUAGGGCGCUUCAUCCGUGCCAGAAAAGUCACCUUGGAUACCAUCUAUCCUUCUGGUAUGGCAGCUCUCCAUGAGGCGGUGCUCUCUGGGAACCUUGACUGUGUGAAGCUCUUGGUGAAAUAUGGUGCUGACAUCAAUCAGAAAGAUGAGGACGGCUGGACGCCCCUGCAUAUAGCUUGCAGUGACGGUCAUGCUGACAUUGCAAGGUACCUCAUCUCACUUGGGGCCCAGUGUGAUGCUACUAAUGAUGAAGGGGAAAAGCCAUCUGACCUUAUUGAUCCAGAGUACAAGGACCUUGUGGAGCUUUUCAAGGCAGCGCGAGUGGAUUAAGCUAUCUCCCAGCGGUUUCCCCAUAUGGAGUCUGCCUCUGUGGCAUGUUGCCACAUUGGUUUAUGCAGGAAGGAGACUAACAAAGUUUCCCAUGCUAGGUUGGCAAGGGGAAUGUAUGGGCCCUCUAAAGAGACCACAGUUUGGCUGUAAUGUGUAUAUAUAUGUGAUUGGCUACUAUGGGGCUUCUUGGAGAGCAAUGCUUGGGAUAGCUCAUUUGGAAAGCAUUGUAACCUUCUCUAUCAUGGCCUAUUACCCAGUACCUGCUGGGAUCCAGGCUUUAGACAAAAUGGAUAUAAUGGCUGGGACAAAUAUAUGGCAUUAUUAUAUAAGGUGUUCACAAAGGUAAUUAUGACUUGAACUGUAUACCAUUUUGUGCAAGAACAGAUCUUUCCAGUUCAUAUCUGUCAAUGACUGUGACUUUAACCAUGCUAUCUCAGCAACAUUCAAUAUAUUUUUCCUGAAGAAUCCUUAUAAAAUUGUUCUAAAGAGAAGAGAAGAUGCCACAACUUCAAGUUGGCAUCUCUGCUGUAUAUAUGGACUCUAAAAAUGUUGUGUAUAAAAUCUUAUCUCCAAUAUUUGCUCAUCCUACAUUUGCUUUUCUACUGUAAUUUUUUAAAAUGUGGUUUUGAAAAGCUUUAUAUUUUUUCAAUAAAGAA